This is a messenger RNA of Letharia lupina, 255 nucleotides long. RefSeq lists its product as uncharacterized. NCBI's taxonomy places the organism in Eukaryota, Fungi, Ascomycota, Lecanoromycetes, Lecanorales, Parmeliaceae. The transcript has 2 exons. The coding region runs from base 1 to 255 and encodes 84 amino acids. The record is from RefSeq and is a predicted model, not a curated record.
AUGGCCCAAGGUCCACGUUGGGCGCUACUCAUGAGCGAUGAUGCAGUCGCAGAGAAGAUACUAGUAGGGUCAGGACCUGCUGAGGCGAAGGCGUUGAGUAGGGAGAUGAGUAACUUUGAUCAGGAGGUGUGGGAUGCGAACUGCAAUGGAAAUGUGGAGGAAGGGAAUCUUUUGAAGUUUCAGCGAAAUGAAAACUUGAAGGACGUGCUACUGGCACCACCAGGACUGGGCAUGUGUGGAAACGAGUCCGACUAA